GCCGGAUGCUGAUUUGCGACAGUUUCACAAACACACAGCCGUCACACUUUACGGCUGAGCGUGUUGCAUGCUCGACAAGAGGCACUGGACACUGUCAGAAGACAUGCGCAUUGGACUGCCGAGUGCAGACACACUGCAAGGUGGAUCCUUGAAAGCUUUGGUUGUGACUGUGCUCCUUGGUGUGUUUAUGUUCCAGCUGCUACGGAGCGUUGGACUGAGGGCCUUUUCCAUGGCAUCUGAGACGUACACGUCGGGCACACACUCUGCCGCCUUCGUCACCUGCCCUAAUGACACCGUGGCAAAAGAACUGGCAAGGGGCAUUGUGGAAAAGAAGCUAGCAGCCUGCGUCAACAUUGUCCCAGCAAUCACGUCUGUAUAUGAAUGGCAGGGGAAGAUAGAAGAGGACAGCGAGGUGCUGCUGAUGAUCAAAACAAGAAGCUCCAAGGUGCCUGCUCUUGCAGAAUAUGUUCGCUCCAACCAUCCAUACGAGGUGGCCGAGGUCAUCAGCCUGCCUAUUGACCAGGGCAACCCGCCCUACCUCAAGUGGAUAGGAGACAUCGUCCCAGAGUAAGGACAUAGGGAGGAAUGAGCGGACUGAUUUAUUAAUAAACUGGUUAAAAAAGGAGAUUACAACUGUUUUCCUUUGAUGAAAAACCCAAUAAUCUGCCCCCCCCUUAAGAAACCACUCUUCUUUAAUGUUAUCUCACCAAGACCUAUAAACAACACAAAGGUUUGUCAUGUGAAUCACCAACAUGAGUGUUUUUUAAGUGUUUCAUUUGAGGCUGAAAACAUCUCUCAUGUUUACCUCUAGAGGGCAGCCUUGACUUA
Molecule: messenger RNA, 828 nt
Organism: Notolabrus celidotus (New Zealand spotty)
Lineage: Eukaryota; Metazoa; Chordata; Actinopteri; Labriformes; Labridae
Product: protein CutA homolog
Exons: 7
Coding region: 68-571 (167 amino acids)
Biological process (GO): response to metal ion
Molecular function (GO): copper ion binding
Source: RefSeq, a predicted model, not a curated record